AUGGUGACAUUAGUGAUGGCAACAACCACCGAUCCGACGUUGUAUGGACCGGCGACAACGCUCUCAGCCAUGGAAAAUUGGAACCCCGGUGUAUCCUUUCACCAAGUAAACGGAGAUGUGAGAUUACUGGAGCACGAUAAAGGGAUAGUGGAGGAGGAUCAUUUAGAUAAUCGAUGGGAAGAGGCUACAUGCGAGGUUGUUGAUGAGAUCAUCUUCCUCAGCAAACACACCGCCGUCACUAAUCGCCCUGCUCUCACCAAUCACCCAAUCGGUUUUCCUCAUCUAAAAGAAGGACAUGCUCCUCCACAAGGAGGAAAACCUGGAUGGGCAGCAAUUCCUAACCCUCGAAUGACACCAUGGUUGAUACUCUUAAAAAAACUGGCCCAAUCUCAUAACUUGGUUCCUGAAUUCGAGGUACUCUUAACUUCAAUUCUAGCAAGAAACUCAUAA
Messenger RNA from Lactuca virosa, 450 nucleotides. Lineage: Eukaryota; Viridiplantae; Streptophyta; Magnoliopsida; Asterales; Asteraceae. The record is from the annotation of a GenBank genome assembly.